Messenger RNA from Penicillium cinerascens, 864 nucleotides. Its product is annotated as sulfotransferase family protein. The coding region runs from base 1 to 864 and encodes 287 amino acids. NCBI's taxonomy places the organism in Eukaryota, Fungi, Ascomycota, Eurotiomycetes, Eurotiales, Aspergillaceae. The transcript has a single exon. The record is from RefSeq and is a predicted model, not a curated record.
AUGACCCUCCUCCCUGACCCAGUCAUCCAUUACCUCUACGGUCUCCCUCCUCCAACGUUGAACAAACGCAAGGAGCCUAUGCAGGUUCUGGCUGUGGGAAUCUCUAGGUCUGGAACAGAGUCACUACGCCAAGCACUACACAUACUAGGAUUCGAGCAUACCCAUCAUGGCUUUGAUACCAUUCUUCCUCCGUCAUCCUUGGAAGGUACUUACCGCCUUCUGCAGAAGAAGUACAACACAGAUCCAGUCCUUGGUCAACAAAGGAAACUGACCGCCGAGGACUUUGACACAAUUUUGAGUGACUGCGUCGGUGUCAGUGAUCUGAUGGCGGCAGAAUUCGCGCCCGAACUCAUUGCGGCGUACCCGAAUGCCAAGGUUAUUCUCAACACUCGUCGAGACCUUGACAGCUGGUACUCUAGCAUGCAGCAAACUAUGGGCUAUUUCGACAAAAAUCCAAUCGACUGGGACUGGUUUAAGAGUUGGUUUAGCGCCGAGCUGUUCUGGAUCCGACAAACGAUGUGUCGCACGAUGAUGCCCCGAUUCUUUCGCGGAAGUUUCCAUUCUAAUGGCAAAUGGGUCCACGAGCAGCAUGUUGCUUUAGUGAAGGGGCUAGGCCUACCCGAAGAGAGGUUGCUUGAGUGGUCUGUGGAGGACGGUUGGGAGCCGCUCUGCAAAUUCCUCGGCAAAAGCGUUCCGGAGCAAGCAUUCCCUGAUGGCAAUCCACCAAAAGCUUGGGCAGAACGAAUCUCCCGUACCAUGAAAGCUCAUCACGAACGGGCUAUUAGGAACAUGCUUAUCUUCGGGGCCUGCUUUACUGGGAUCAUGGUAGCGGGUGUCGGUGCCUACCUGAGGCUAUCUUCAUAG